Messenger RNA from Fraxinus pennsylvanica, 1029 nucleotides. NCBI's taxonomy places the organism in Eukaryota, Viridiplantae, Streptophyta, Magnoliopsida, Lamiales, Oleaceae. The record is from the annotation of a GenBank genome assembly.
AUGUCAAUGGAGAACAGCGUGUUAUGGCCGGUGAAAUUCACCGAGCACAGAAUUAUUACCAAAAAACUCACUAAAACCUCGAAUCUAAACCCCAUAAUUUCCUCUCAAAACCCGCAGAAAUCUAUUGUUCGCAGAAAUAUUCGGGUAACGGUAACUGACCCGGAUGCAACAGACUCAUCCGGCGAUGAAGGCGAUGAGGUUUUUGGAAGGCAGCGUGUUAAGAAAUACAUUCAAGAAAUCAGUAUCGAAAAAGCUAGCAAAACCCAUGUCCAUGGCAUUACUAGUAAGCUUCAGGUCAAGCAGAAGCCACCGAAGGUGAAGGCGGCUGGUGGUGGUGCUCGGAAGUUCAGGGGAGUCCGGCAGCGGCCGUGGGGUAAAUGGGCAGCCGAGAUAAGAGACCCGGCCCGAAAAGUCCGGCUUUGGUUGGGUACUUAUGACACUGCUGAAGAAGCUGCUAUUGUGUAUGACAACGCUGCGAUUAAACUCCGGGGACCGGACGCUUUAACCAACUUCAAAAAUCCGGCGGUCGUAGAGGAGAAGCCGGAGAAUCAUGUGACUUCAGUUUCCGGCUACGAAUCUGAUAAAGACUUACAUAAAGUUUCUUCUCCGACCUCCGUUCUCAGGUUCACAAGUACCCAAUCUAGUGAACCAUCUGCCUCCGGCGAGUGCCCAGUUCUUGAUUACUUGGAUGUACAGAAUCAACAGAGUUACGAAUCCGGAUCCUGCCGUGACCCGGUUCAGGACCCGGAAGAAUUUCACGGCGAAACAAGUAUAAUACCAGACAGUUAUAACGACUAUUUGCCAAUGGACACUCAAUUUUUGGAUAAUUUAUUCAAUUUCCAAACUCCAGACCAGACACUUUUCGACUUUCCCGAUGAUUUUGGAAGUGUUAAUGAAAUUCCGGCUUACGAUGACAACAGCUUUGAAGUCGCUUGUUUUGGGGAUUUUAAGGAUUCAUUCAAAGAAGUCGACGAUUAUUUCAACGAUUUCGGCGAUUUUGCUUUUGCAGAUGCAUUAACGACACUUUGA